This is a messenger RNA of Sceloporus undulatus (fence lizard), 3360 nucleotides long. RefSeq names its product enamelin (gene ENAM). Lineage: Eukaryota; Metazoa; Chordata; Lepidosauria; Squamata; Phrynosomatidae. The record is from RefSeq and is a predicted model, not a curated record. Bases 1 to 3360 code for a protein of 1119 amino acids. The transcript is spliced from 8 exons.
AUGCAAAGGAUGAUGCGAAUCUUGCUGUAUCUCUUCUGCCUGAUAGGCACAUCUUGGGCUGCUCUGCUGCGCAAACCCCGCAAGGCAGGAUUUGGAAGUAAGAGUGAAGAAAUGAUGCAGUUUGGUCCAUAUGGCUACCUAAACUCACCACAAUUGACUCAGUUGGCAGCUUCCUUAUAUGGCUAUCGCUCAGGUUUCCCACAGAUGGUCCCUCAGCAGCCUGCAUUUAAUCUGCAGAGGUUUUACCUCUGGCAGCAACAGAUGCCAGGACACCAAGCUGCUAAGCUGCCCCAGCAGAAGCCUCAACAAAAUCCAGUGCCCAGGAAACCAAAUACCAGGCUGCCACCAAAGCCACGGUUGACACUACAACAACCACAACCCAAAAUACCACAGCCACAACCCAGGAUACCACAGGCACAAUCCAAAAUACAGCUGCCACCAAAACAGCCUCAAACUCCUACCUAUCCUUUCCAGCCUCAUCCUCAUGUGCCUGUUCAGCAACCUAAAGGGGAGAAGCAGCAACAGACACAGGGAUUUCCUCCACAUCAGCAACAGCCCUGGCAUAUUCCACAGAUUUUUGGUCAUGGAGGCUUCCAGCCACAACUGUUCAGCCCAUAUCAACGACGUAUGCCAUUUGGACGGCCACCUGUUAGCAAUGAAGAAGGGACUCCCUAUUUUGGAUAUGGCUAUCAAGGGAUGGGAGGACGGCCGCCAUAUUAUUCUGAAGAGAUGUUUGAACAAGACAUUGAGGAACCCGUAGAAAAAGAAGCACCCAAAGAGAGCCCAGCAACUGACCCAGUAACCAACUCAACUGUUUCAGACACAAAUUCAACCAUCUCUAAUCCAGCCGGCCAAGUGGGGAAUGACACCAUUUCUGGACUUGGUGGAAAAGUCACUGGAUCCAGUUCUCCAAGUCUUCAGAACAAACUGGUUAGUGGAAAUAGGGCCUCAACACCUUUGCCUACUUCUACUCAUAUGUUAGAAGGAAAUGGAGUGGCACAGAACAUCCUUGAACAAUCAAGCCAUAGGUCUAGAUCUCCUAAUGGUCAUGUCAUUCAAAGUUUUCCUUCAAGUAGUCAACACUCCACAAUGCAAGUUUCUAAUAUCUAUAAACCUCUUGAACCUAUGGGAGAUACAAAGCACAACACUCUGAUUUCUAGAGGAAAUCCCUCAAUACACGCUGAAGACCCAGCAUAUCUGUUAAAUUAUGGCAGGAACCCUAAUCGCAGAGAUAAUCUCCCGAAUAUAAACAGCAACCAUCCCUCAGCAAACACCAGAAAUAUCCCAUAUGGGCAACAAGAGCAACCUCAUUACCAUGAAAGAAAUUCAUUAAGCCAAAGAGAAAGAGUCUCUUUUCCUAGCUCUGAUACUGUGCACCAGUGGAGUAAAGAGCCAGUCUACAGAGAUAAUGGUCCCAAAAAUUUCCCACCCAAAAGCCAUUCCCUGGAUCCACAGUUUAAGACAUUGAGAGAAUCUGAUAAUACCUACAAUGCAAGAGAAGACAUCGAAAGUUUCCAGCCUCCUGGAAUGCACAAAUCAAAUACAUUUUCCCAUCAGGGACUAAUUUCAGCCACAGGAAGAACUCCAUUUGAAAUAGAAACCCAUCAGUAUGAUUGGAAAGAGCAGCCCUUUAACCAUCCAGAUCAGAAAAGAGAACAAUUUCUACCUGAACAGAACCCUAUGUGGAAUAACCAGGAGGGUUCACAGGUAUUCCAAGAAGCCCCUCCAAGAUACAACUCAGUUUAUUCAUCUGAUUAUUUUAAUCAGAGAGGGUUGCCCACACACUUGGAGAAAAAUUCCUAUAGCCAACCUAUCCCUCCCAGAGCAUGGGAGGACAGAGACAGCUCUCCUACAAUCAGUCCAUCAGGCCAAAUGGAAAAUCCAUCAUAUUCCCCAGCUUCACCUUCACAUCAGAUCCAAAGGAACACCUACUACAGAAGAGUGCAGCCGGAAUAUGUACCACAUCCCAGGCAAGAUCCAUGGACUCGUGAACAACAUUUGUUUGAUCGUGACAACCAGUACAGUAAUUCUCCACACAAUCCAACUCAUCACCAUGAAAAUACAAGAUAUAUUAUAGAAAACCCAGCCAGUGAAAUAAGCAAUUUACCAUAUGAGAAAAUUAACCAGUGGACCCAAGAAGAACGCCCUCCAGUUCACAGUGGAGGACACUUGAGGCAAGUAGAAAAUGUCCCGUAUCAGUCCAAAAGUAUGUUUGGACAAAGAGAAAGAAAAUUCCAGAAUGCAGAAUCAAACUUUCCACAACAAAGCAUUGCUGUCCAAGAAGAAGCACAAUAUGCUGAAAGAAACUCAUGGAUUCCCCAAAGGAGAGACCCAUCUGCUCAGAAAGAAACUCCACCCUACAUUAAUAUCUAUUCCACAGACAUCAGAAGAAACCCAACACAUGCUGAAGACACAGGGGGAAUCAUACAUGUGAAUGCACCCAUUUCCAAUGAAAAUGCUCCAGGAAGAAGACAUUAUCUGGACAGAAUGGGAUAUUCAGAUGACUAUCUAACAGAACGCAGAAUGAUGUCCUCACCCUCCAUAGCAAAUCAGUUGUGCUGUGCAGAUGACCCUCCAGUGCCAAGGGAAAACAAACUGGCACCACUAAGAAGUGCUCCACAAUUCAGGCUUGCUUCAUGGGAGCAAAAAGAAAGCUCAAUCUAUCCAGAAGGCAGCCAUGCAAAGUAUGUAAGGCAUGUCCCUUCCCCAGCUGGUAUUAAGUCUAACCAUCCUCUGAGGAAUGGAAUAAAAGAAGGAGAAGAACUGGGUGCUUUCAGAGUGGAAAAUGCAGAUUUAGAAAAGAGUCCACCAUGCGCUACCUCACAGUUAAGCCAAGACAGCAAACUGGAAGCCAACUUCCAAAAUGGGCACAGGGAACUUGGGAACAUGCCUUGUCAUGGAAGCACCAUCAGAGGGGAUAGACACAAUAUUCUUGCACACCUUGUAGGAACAAGUCAGUCGAAAAGACAGUCUGAAAAGGCAUCUUUAAAGCUCCUUUUUGAAAAAUUCCCACAACCACAAGGGAUCCAAAGUGAAGCUCUUGUUAGUGAGGAUAAUAGAAAAGAACAACAUGCUGCACUGGGAGCCAAGAGGAUCCCAUGCUUUGGAAACUGGUUAAAGCAGUAUUUAUCUAGCACUGGAGCUCCAUCUGGUGAUCGGCAGCCCAAUUCAUUUUAUGGGGAGAGUCUGUUCCCAACCAAAAGACCAAACAGCAUGCCACCUGAACCAGAGCCAAUCUCUAGCACCUAUCCAUCUCAUGAUGCAGGAGAAAAACCUGUGAAAAUCAAUUCUCCAGGAGAAGAAUGGGCAGGACAAGCUGCUCAAAGCACCCCAGACUGCUUACUGCUCCAAAACAAAUGA